AGCCUCUCAUCUUCUUGCAGCUCGUUCCGUGAAGUACAGGCGUGAAGGGGAAGAAGGAAAAGGAGAGGAAUACAUAUAUAUAUAUAUCUACAUUGAAAACACCUGCCUUUGUGGAUUGGUUUGGUUUGAUGGCCUCAAAGGUCGUUGUGUGUUUUUCAUUUUUUUUCUUUGUAAGGAAAUUUACGCCUUCUUGUCUUGAUUGGUUUUGUUUUGCUAUGUAGUUUAUCACUUGUGAGCGAUCUUUUAUCUACAUAACUGGGAUCUGCUGCGGUGAGACCGCGCCGCCUCCCUCCCGCCCUCCGUUUCCUCCCCAGGAAAAGAAUCAAGAACGCGCAUACACAACACACACACAGCCCGAUCUUCUCUUUACUGUCGCUUCCGUUCGAUCUUUGCACUGGUCUUUGCUCUUUGGUUUUUUUUUCAUGUUUUACUUCUUAAGUAUCUAUACAACUCACCUCAUCUGACGUACACGCACGCACAUACUUCCAGAAGCACCACCCGUUGUUGGUGUGUGUGUGUGUGUGUGUGUGUGUGUGUGUCGGUGUUUGCGCGUGUGCGUGCUGAAGGCGCUGGGUCGCAUCACGCGACACGACAACACGUCCGCUAUUCGGUGUCUCCCGUCAGAGGAGAAAAAAUAAAUGAAAGAAAGAAGAAUGAUAAUAGAAAGAAAGAACACAAACUUGAGCAGUCGUUGGAAUGCACAGCGCAACCCGUUUUGUGAGUCCUUCGCUGAUGCUCGUCUCUGUGUGUGUGUGUGUGUGUGUGUGUGUGUAUUCUCCGUGUUCAGUUAAGUACUCCUCUCAACCGAUGGCGAAGUUUCAGCCGUGAGAGGAAAGGGGAGGGCGUAUUUUGCCGCUUUUUGACUCCUCGUUGAUAGAGUCUCCGCAGCGCGCGCGGUAGCGUGACACGUGCACCGCUCAACCACCUGACUCAAGCCUUCUUAAUACCCCACCCUCUUACCCCUUCCCUCAUCACCCCAUCCCUCAUUCAUCAAUUUUUAUUCUAUUCCGCAUCUAUCUGUUUUUUGUCGGUGAUGAUGUUGGUGUCGGUUUUGUUUUUGUUUGCUUUACAAUAUACACUGACGACGGCUUCACAAUGAAGAAGAGCACACAAGGCUUUCCCUUAUGCGCGCCUACUCCUCCCAUCGAUUCACCGCCACACACCAUUGCCGUACACUUCAUCUCGUUCUCGCUCUCUCCUCGUCAGUUUUCUCUUCUCUUUUUAUUAAUUACUGUGCUUAAUAAGCGUGCAGCGGCUUCUAGCUGCACCCACCACUCUUCGUUGUUGUUCCACUCUUUCCUUCCGCCUUUUUUUUUCUUAUCUUGAUUUAUUUGUUUAUUACAGCUAGAUACAGUAUGAGCAGCAGAGCCAACCCCCCAACUACGUCGGGGAGCGUGGCGGUGAAGACACCCAAGACGACCGCGGCAGCACCGGCGUCCACCUCCGUCAACAGCUCUCUCUCCUCCAAGUCCAGUCCGAAGUCCGGCACGACCCCGCUCCUCGGCGGCGUGCGUCGCUCCUCCUUCACGCCCACGUCGAGCCCGACGGAUCGCACGGCGUCCGUCAAGACCCCGGCCCCGCCCGCGUCUCCGCCUUCGAGGGCGUCGACAGCGAAGUCAUCAACGUUUAUCCCUCCUUCGGACGCAGCCACAGCAGUAACGAAGGACAACAAUAGUGCCAGCAUGUCUCUCCCCCCGCCACCUCCGUCAAUUCGUAUUCCGUCUUCGUCUGGUGGGUCCGCGCCGGCGCAGGUCGUGCCUUCGGUGGUGAUGGAAGAGGAAACGGAGGGAGAUGACGCCCGCGGGUGGGACCCCGUCAUGGACGGCCGCUUCCGUGUCGCGCUGCUACACCGCUUCGCCGCAGCAGCGGUAGCCGACGACGACGACGAUGCUGAUGAUGGCGGGAAGAGAACUACAGCUGGUGGUGCUAGCAGCGCCGCACACCCGUCUGCCUUCGCCAACGCCGUGCCGGAGGAACUGAAUGAUGACGCGGCGGCGGAGUGCGAGGAGGAGGCGCACCGCACGCCGACGCACGACGCGUUCUGCAACAAGUACCUUCCCGGGGAGCCGUGUGUCGAGCUGGAGGUGGAGGCAUCGCUUGUGAACGCGAUCAACAGCGCGUACACCUCGACGGGCUAUCCGUUCGUCGUCACGUCCGGCAACACCCGCGGCGCCGUGUACGGCUCUUUCGUCGACACCCGCAACCCGGCGAUCAGCUCGCUUGAGCUGCCGCCGGCGCGGUCAUACGUCGUGGCCCCCAGCUACACCGGCGGCCAACAAGCCUCGCACGGCUUGACAGAGAUGGACACGCUGCUCGCCGUUCAGUGGGGGCGUGGGGAUCGCAUGAUGACAGCCGCAGGGUCGGCCGCGGCCGCUGCGGUGGCUGCCUCGCAAAGCAAGUCCGCCGCUACGGGCGGUGGAAGCGGCAACAGCAGCGCGGUAAGGGAAGGAAAAGCUGCGAGCCCGGGGUCACUGCCACGGCCAACUUCUGCCACUCUCGCGGGGGCUGGGCCGGCGGGCUUCCCGCACUCACCGGCCGUCGCGCGCACCAUCGCGCAUCACCUCGCGCAGUACCCCGAGGGCAUUCACGGAAUCCACACCUCGCCCAACCUACGCAGAAUUCUGAUCGAGGGGGAGCUGCCGACCGAGCACGCGCUGACGCCGUCGGCACCGUUGCAUGCGACGGCGUGCGCACCACUGGCGGUGCCCGGUGGAAGCGUAGGCGUCGUUGCUGCCGCUGCGGCGGCGGCUGGGAGCGGCAACAGCGAAGAAGCUGCAGGCUCACCGACCACGGCGCAGCCCCCGACGGCAAACGCGGAGGCCAAUGUACCGCCCUUGCCGCGCCCAUCAGAGAGCAACGCCCCGGUGCAGCACACCCUCGUCAGCGCCAGCACCUACAACCACCUCUCCGUGUACGUCGUCGCCCACCAAGAUGGCCGGAUGCUGUACACGGCAGCGCUGCAGAGCCUCUCCGCCAGCAUCGCAACCCGUAAAGUGACGGCGCAUCAGCUUAUUUUGGUCGGACGGGAGGAGGUACACGCCGCCGCAGGGCUCUCGAGCACGCAGAUCACGGCGGUCACGUCCAUGCCGGAGCGGCGCACCAAGAUUGCCUUCACGAACGUGCCGGUCGCCGGCGGCGAGGCGGCAGUGUUCUUUCAGUCCAAGACAUCACGCUUCGUCGGUGCAGACGCGACUCGCCGCACCGUGUCCGCUGCCGCCGUUCGCUUCACCGUGGAGCCGCACCUGAUCUUUGGCAACCAAAACGGUGAUAUUUUCAUCUUUAGUCUGCUGCAGGAGCGCAUCGUCCAGCACGUUAACUUCAACGCGGGCUCGGCGCAGGUCAGCACCUCCCUCGCGGGUGGGAACAGCGGGGUGGGCAGCAAGUUGAUCUGCUCCUCCGUCUCCAGCAUCGUCGAGGUGCAGAACGGGAUGGAGAAGAAGAUGGCGAGCAUGGUGGAGUACGCCAUGGUGGCGAAGCGCAACCACCGCGGCUACUUCGAGAGCGACGACGUGCCGUCGAGCUUCACCCCGGUAGGUGCGAGCGAGCCGACACACUACUACUACCCCGUGCCGCCCUCCCUCUACGCCGUGGGCUUCGACAACGGCCAAAUGCUGCUGCUGUGCGUCACCUGCGAAGGCGGGUGGAUGCUGCGCCACUUCAGCAGUCAGUACUUCGGUCUUCGCCCGAUCCACGCCAUCGCAGUCCGCGUCCCACCCUUCUACACGCGACUCUGGACGAGCUGUUUGCCGACGAUCGCAAAAGGAGAAGCGUCCGCAUCCACCACUCCAAUCACCGCCCUCGUUACACCGGAGCAGGCGCUGAUCGUCCACGAGGAGGAGCAGCACAUCGCCGCCGUCGCGUGCAACGGCGGCGUCAUCGCGUUGGUGCGGCUGCCGGGCAUGGAAAUCAUUUCCUCCGUUGCUCCGACCGAGUACAACGCUGUCGGCGAGAUCCUCGCGCUGCAGUGGACGUCGACGUCGACCCGGCACUUGCUGAUCCCCGACGUGCUGGUGGCGUCGGGCGAAGAUGACACGAUGACGGCUUUCCAGCUGCUCUGGCCCUCGACGACGAGUGGCGGAGAGUCGAGCUACCACCCGCACCUGUACAUCAACAACGGAGUGGACACCGUCUCCCACCUUUCCUCGAACGAGUCCAUUCUCGCCGGGGGUCGACUCCGCAUUUUGGAGAAGAAAAAGUUUCAUCGGAGCUGGGUGAACCGGCUAAACUUGUUCCCCAUCGCCCUGCCGGCGGCGAGCACCACGCCGUCGCUCCGCGGUAGCAGCAACAGCGGGGUCGGCGACAGCAGCAACGCACGACGAGCUUCUUGCGCCACCGGGGGCGGCAUGCCGCAGUACCUCGGCGUUUGUCUGCUCGCGACCUCCUACGAUCGUCGCACCUCCUUCUGGCCGUACAUCUUCAACAGCAGCGAGGACCUCGCCGAGGACGGCAACGCCGUACACGACAGUCUGAUGGAGCCGGCGGUGGGUGGACACGAGUUUCGUGGAAGGCCAUCUCUGCUGUCGCAGCAGCUCGCGUCAAUGGCGGUGACCGCCGCGCCGGAUCACUACGUGCUCGUCGAUGGCCCGACCGCUGCACGCCCGCUGCACACGGAGCUCGUGGUGAGCGUCGCCGCGGCUGGUGGGGGGAGCAGCUUCUUCCUGACGACCGUGUGCUGCCGCGGUAAGGUGAAGUUCUGGUCCUUGAAGGUGAAAACUUGA
Leptomonas pyrrhocoris is the source of this 4718-nucleotide messenger RNA. RefSeq lists its product as hypothetical. The coding region runs from base 1356 to 4718 and encodes 1120 amino acids. The transcript has a single exon. Lineage: Eukaryota; Euglenozoa; Kinetoplastea; Trypanosomatida; Trypanosomatidae. The record is from RefSeq and is a predicted model, not a curated record.